AUGGAUGCUUUGAGGAAAAUGCCAGGCUAUGCAAAAAUGAUGAAGGAUCUGAUGUCUCGAAAAUUUGACUUCCAGGACCUGUCUACUGUAACUCUAACUCAAACUUGCAAUGCGGUAGUGACAAGACCUAUGGCUCAAAAUUUGUCUAAUCCCGGUUGUUUCACUAUCCCAUACACAAUUGGAAGUUAUGCUUUUGCUAAAGCAUUGUGGGACUUAGGAGCCAAUAUCACUUUGAUGCCUUUGGCAAUCUACACAAAAUUAGGCAUUGGCAGUGCUAGACCGACCUCAAUGUUGUUGCAACUAGCUGAUCGCACAGUCAAAAGGCCGACAUGA
Nicotiana tabacum (common tobacco) is the source of this 333-nucleotide messenger RNA. RefSeq lists its product as uncharacterized. Lineage: Eukaryota; Viridiplantae; Streptophyta; Magnoliopsida; Solanales; Solanaceae. The record is from RefSeq and is a predicted model, not a curated record.